UCAAUAACCAUCGCCACCGGUCUCCGAUUGAUUGAUACUCAUAUCGUAAAGGGUCCCAGAGGUUUCGGACUGAUCUUGGCAGAAGUUAUAGUCGUGGCACCCGCACACUUCGUAGAGCGCAUCUACCCGGCGGACGAGACAAGAGAAAGUGCGUCACUUGGCUCUUCUUCGACAACCGGUCGCCUAUUGGGACAUCAUCACCAGCGCCUUUUGCAGGUUCGUCAGGUGGCUGAAACAGUCAUUUCAGCGUCUUCACAUUCGACAAGUCGGAUCGCAGAAACAGCAGCUAUGGCCACAAGCUCGAGAGACGCCAUGGUGCAACCUGGCGACAUACUUUUGGCUCUUGAUGGUCAAAAACUGACAGGCUGUUCUUCUGAGUAUGCAAUUAGGUCAGUUGGCUUGAAACGAGGACUCAACUAUAACGAUGCUCAGUUUAGGUCUGCUCCAAUGGUACCUGUUGGAGGGGCUAUUCGAGUCUCUCUGCUUCGAGGAAUCUCAGCCUCAGACGCACCGGCCCAGGCCCCGGAGCAUACUGUUUCCAACUCGGCGCCACCACCCAUUUUACGGCCAGUCAACACUUACAGACUGGAGCUUGGACGUCGGCUUGAAGCCGGUCCACCCUCAAGUCAUGCUAUCACAGCUCCGACGGAAAUGAGCUCGGACGGCCUUUGUCCAAAUAAGGUCUGCCAGACGAGCACAGCAGCCGACCUCGAUGUCCCAGUUGCUCAGCCAGUCACGGCAGGUCGGUACAUCCUUGGCACAUCCGACCGAACCCAGGCCUCGCUCGAGCAAACUGAUGCUCAAUCGGUUCAUUGUCACGACUCGACCCUGAUCGAGAGCCCAGCUAACUUAAAGAUUGGUGAACAAUUGAGCUCGACCAACCCCACAUCUAUGGCUUCCUUAGCCAUAGCAACCGCGUUUGCGGACAAUUGUGAUUUAAGGGAGCUAGAAUCUGUUGCCACUCGUGCUGGCAGAUUGGGCCAUGAUGACAGCAGGGACGCUGACCUCGCUGACAGAGGCGAAGGGAAAGAAGCCAAAGGCCGUUCAUGUGGAGAAGUUGAUCCCGGCGGAGACAGUGACCAGGAGCAUGGAGAACAAGAGACAGUGACAGAGAGGAAUUCCCAUCUCUCCAGCGUGGUUCAGCUGCCUGAAAAGCCUUUCGUUUUGGUGCCCUCUGAGGUGGCUACUGUUCCGCUAAUUUCGGUCAACUGUGGACUGGUCCAGGCAAGCGCCCUAGCAACUGUAUUUGGAGAGGUGAGCCCAGGCUGCUGGUUAAAUGUACUAAUUUAUUUAGCUCACGGGGGCGAGCCAGAUGAAUGA
Protopolystoma xenopodis is the source of this 1320-nucleotide messenger RNA. The record is from the annotation of a GenBank genome assembly. NCBI's taxonomy places the organism in Eukaryota, Metazoa, Platyhelminthes, Monogenea, Polystomatidea, Polystomatidae.